Messenger RNA from Dibothriocephalus latus, 996 nucleotides. The record is from the annotation of a GenBank genome assembly. NCBI's taxonomy places the organism in Eukaryota, Metazoa, Platyhelminthes, Cestoda, Diphyllobothriidea, Diphyllobothriidae.
AUGUUUGAAAAUUUCCCGUCCUCUGUGACAGAAUCUCGUCUCAUCCGCAUUGUCCGAAAUAUCUCCAUAGCACACUCAACGCUACUGCUCAUACUCUCCUCUGGUUUAGUUGGCUAUGGAUCGUGGAUUCUUGUAUGGGCAAAUGACUUGAAAACAUUUGAUGUGAUUCUCAACUACUAUUACUUAUCUUAUGCCCCACCACUUAUGGUUGCCUGUGGCCUCCUUUGUUUUAUUCUCGUCGUCGUGGGCUGCUGUUCUGUCUGUGUGGAAGACGUACAUUUACUUUUAUCGCUUUAUUCUGGACUGGAUGAUGCCAUGUUUGUCGCGAUUACCAAAUACUAUGGCAUCAAUCAAGAUAUUGAGCGUAAUCGCGAGCUCACUACAGCUGUGGACAAUUUACAGUUGCAAUUGGGAUGCUGUGGUGUGCAGGGUGAAAGAAACAGUUCACUCAGUUGGUUUCUGUAUCAGCAUUCCAGCGCCUGGUACCGGGUUCGACACAAGUUUGAUUAUGGUCCACCGUUCGUCCCGAACAGCUGCUGCGUCACAAAGGGCCAGGUGGGAGGCAUUCUCAGGCGGGAAGCCGCACGGGCAAACUUUGAUGAAAUUGUCAAUCGUAAUGUAUGUGUCGGUUUGGCUCCAGUACCCUUCGCCAGUAGAGCCAUUUUCACAGCCCCGACGGCUAGUCGACCACGAUUUAUUACACAAGACAACAUAUAUCUCAAUCAACAGGGUUGUUUGACAGUGGCCAGUGAAAGGCUCUAUCGUUACACUAGUGUCCUCGUCGGUCUCGGGUUCGCCGGAAGCGUCUACUUGGCGAUUGGCGUGGUAUUGGGCUUCGUUAUGCUGUAUGAACUGGAGACCCAUCGAACGCACAACUCAGCCAAUCCUCCUGGAACACCCUCGUCUUCUGGCUGUUCGAAGAAAUUUGACUCAAGAGCAACGGGCGACGACGAAUUUUCAGGGACCAAGGUCUACCCAAUCAGCUGUCGAAUUUAA